AUGUCUGAAGCGGGGGGAUCAUCCGUACCUCCCUCUGAUAAUAACGGUAAUUCAACGCCAAAAGAUCGACAUGAGCCUAGAGGACGUAAACCCAAUGAUCAAUUACCACCUUCGCGAGCGAGGGAAGUGCAAAGAGCGUUCAGACUACGUCGUGCAGAACAUUUAGCUGCAUUGGAGGAACGGAUCUUACAUCUAGAACAAGAAAAUAAUUCAUUGAGAGCUUUAUUGAAUUUACCAAUAACGGAUAAAGGUAGGAUCGGAUCAGGUCCAACGGGAAGAGGUAAAUCACUGAAAGAAGGUGGUGUACCAAUGUCAGAAAGAGUUAGAGCUAGAAAAGAAGCAAGAGCAAGAGAACGUAUAGCAUUAGGUUUACCAAUGGUUGAAUCAUCAGAAAAUGAAUUGGAUAUGGAAAUGGAUGAAAGAGAUUUAAGAAAUACAGAUACUUUAUCUCCUAGAUUGGGUGCAACUUCAUCAAAUACUCCACUGAAUCAUCAAUUAUCGUCGAACAACAACAACAAUAAUAAUAAUGCCCAACAGCAACAACAACAACAACAACAACCUCCGUUAUUCACCAACCCACCUGGGAACGUAUCACCCGCAGCAUUCAAUUAUAAUCUACCUAUGCCAUUCAAUCUACCAGUUUCACCGGAUACUCAAUUCUCAGAUUUCACAAAUUCAGACCUGUACAAGAAUACAGUUGGAAAUGUGAAUGUAUCAGGUUCAACACCUAAUUUUGGUGGUAUGUUCAGCAUGUUCGACACUCCUCCCCCUUCUACCUCUAAUGAUCAAAACCAUAAUAAUGAUCACUCAUCAUCAUCGAACAAUAACAACAACAACAACAAUCAUCAUAAUAACCAUAAACCGAUAUCAUCUUCUUCGUCAAAUCAGCAUCAUCACCAACAACAUCACCAACAGCAUCAACAACAGCAGCAGCAACAACAACACCAACAACAGCAGCAACAACAACCGCAAGGCGGACAACCUGUACAAUUAGACUUAUUGACGAGGUUGAAGUCAUGUUGUCACGUAUCAGAUUCACACGUGGUGAAUGAUCCUGGAUUAUUAGUAUUCGCAACUCGAUUGUGUCAACAGUUCGGUUGUUCAUUCAAUGGUUCCCAUUUAGAUCCAAAUCCACAUUCUGAUAAUGAACAUUUGACAUUAGAAGACUCAUGGAGAUCAUUAAAGAUGACUUUGGAUCCAGUAGGUGAUCCAGAUGGUGAAAAUAGAAUUAAUACAGGUAAAAUGGCGAGUGAAUUAGUUAUCAGAGCUGCUCAAUCAAGAGGUGGUAACAAUCCAAAUUCAGGUUGGAUAAUGUGUAGAUAUAGAGAAGGGUUGAGUAUUAAGAAAAGUAUGGUUCAAGCUUUGGUUCAAGGUUUAGGUGGGAAAUUGGAUUAA
Molecule: messenger RNA, 1395 nt
Organism: Kwoniella shivajii
Lineage: Eukaryota; Fungi; Basidiomycota; Tremellomycetes; Tremellales; Cryptococcaceae
Exons: 2
Coding region: 1-1395 (464 amino acids)
Biological process (GO): regulation of DNA-templated transcription
Molecular function (GO): DNA-binding transcription factor activity
Source: RefSeq, a predicted model, not a curated record